AUGCUACUUCCCUUAAAGAAAGAGAUAGAUAAUUACUAUAUCUUCUCGAAGGUCGAGAGGACUAGAAGCGUUAAGUCCACAAUCUACGCUAGCGUCUAUAAGAUAAACGGCGGAAAGAAACACGCCGCGAUUUUAGUCGGAAAUAGGCGUGGGGCUAUCAAUAAUAAGCCUACGCGCGAGAAGACGAGUGGACGCGGCGUAAUAAAGCUAUUACGGCUAGAAUACAAUAUUACAGCUUUUAGGAGGGUGGGCCCCUUAGGGGACGACCUGAAUACGUCGUGGGAGAAGGGAUAUACCUCUAGCGGGAAAUAUAUCCCGAAUGCAGAGCAAAUAUUCGUAUGCUUCCAAUGCCCCAAGACAUACUCCGACUAUAAUGGAGUGAAAAGGCAUUUUAGGACAUCACAUCUGACGGACCGAAAAUGUAAUUUUUGCGAUUUGUCCGUCCUACACGAGAUGCACUUGCGGCGGCAUGCUUCUGACGCUCAUGGUCUUCGAAUAUGA
Penicillium samsonianum is the source of this 501-nucleotide messenger RNA. Its product is annotated as zinc finger protein. The record is from RefSeq and is a predicted model, not a curated record. NCBI's taxonomy places the organism in Eukaryota, Fungi, Ascomycota, Eurotiomycetes, Eurotiales, Aspergillaceae. The transcript is spliced from 5 exons. The coding region runs from base 1 to 501 and encodes 166 amino acids.